Rubroshorea leprosula is the source of this 1588-nucleotide messenger RNA. Lineage: Eukaryota; Viridiplantae; Streptophyta; Magnoliopsida; Malvales; Dipterocarpaceae. The record is from the annotation of a GenBank genome assembly.
CGGUUUUGUAGGGCCCUGCAUCGGUAGAACCAUCUAUCUUCCGACCAAGCAUCCUUCAUCUUUUCGUCCAAAAAUAGAAGGUAGCAAAAUUUUUUCCUUUUUUUUUAUAAUUAUCUUUACCUGUUUUAAAGGAAAUCAGAAUUUUUAUUUUGAAGUUUUUAACCAACACCCAACGCAUGUCAAUGUGCUAUAUUCCACUAAUGACAGAAGAAAUCAAAGAGUUGCAAAGAGAUCCAUUUAUGGCAGAGGAUAAUAACCGCGCCGAACACCUCGCAUUGGAUGCCGCAUGGACAUUCAACUACAAAAAAUUGCUUUUAGAGGAUUCUACCAUCUCCCCAGCUACCUGCAUCUUCAAAGUCCCGGACACGCUCAAAAUGCAAAAUCCACAGGCUUAUAAGCCCCAUUUCUUUUCAUUGGGUCCCUGGCACUUUGGUGAACCAGACCUGAUGGAGGCUCAAAAGUACAAAAUGCACUUUCUUGAAAACCUUGUUCGCCGUUUCCCAAGUCCAGAUGAUAAGAUUAAAGAGUUGGAAAUUGUCGUAUCCCAGGUGAAGAGCGAAGCUUUUGAAUGCUAUGGGGGUUGGGGAGCCAUCAAUGUCGACAGCAGACAAGAGUUCGAGAAAAUUUUGCUGUUGGAUGGCUGCUUUAUUAUUGAGAUGCUUCGAAAGAAUGAAGGGCUCAUAGAUAUAAACUAUAGUGAACUAUUCAUCUUCUCCAAUGCAAUGCUUCCGAUUCGGUGUCAUGACCUGUUUUUGAUAGAAAACCAAAUACCUUGGUUUGUGCUUGAGCGCUUGUAUGAGCGGACCAGAGUCUCAGAACAAGACAAGCCUUUGGUUGAACUUGCAAUUGAUGUUUUCUACUGGAUAUUUUCAUAUGACAAACUUCAGAUACAGCCAAGAAAGAUCAACCACAUCCUCGAUCUUGCAUGGCAUUAUUUGGGCAGCUCAUCAGAACCACCCAGAAGCGGCUAUGAACACUUUAAGCUAAACAGACAUAAUAUUCCCUCUGCUACUGAGCUUCGACAGGCAGGAGUCAAAUUCAGAAGAGUUGAGUCAACAAGAAUCUUGGAUAUAAGGUUCAACAACACUGAUGGUGUUCUUGAAAUCCCAUCUUUACUUAUACACCCAACAACAGAAGCAAUCUUCCGAAACCUCAUCAGCUUCGAGCAAUGUUACCGUCUCCACCCUCCUAAAGUCACCUGUUAUGCAAAGCUCCUAAAUGGACUUGUGGACACCCAUGAGGAUGUGGAUUUACUGUCCAGAGAUGACAUUUUUAAUAACUGGUUAAGUAGUGAAGAUGUGUCUCACUUCUUCAGCAGACUGAAAAAUGGCACCAAUAUGGACUGUUUAUAUUAUGCUCAAAUUUGCUCGGAUGUGAGAGAUUAUUGCCAGAGGUGGUGGCCAAAAUGGCGAGCUUUUUACAUCCACAACUAUUUUACUAAGCCAUGGGCUAUUAUUGCGCAAGUCUAUGCCCUUAUAAUCUUGGUUUUCUAUUUCCUGAUGCUUAAGAGUUAAGAUAAUAUAUAUAUUUAGGUACAAAUUAUGUUGUUAUUGUUAACGUUUGUAUUGAAUAAUUAAUUUUUAGACUU